AUGCGCCACUGGGACUUGAUUUUUGACUAUCCGAAAAUAACCAAAGAGACACCCGAAGCGAUAGAUGAUUUUCUUGAGACGGUCAAGGUAAACCUCCAAGCGCUAGAAAAACUCGGUGAACCAGUUACCUCAAAUGUCGCUCUUAUAAAAUUAUUCACGUCGAAGCUACCCUCAGCCAUCAUUCGCAAAUGGCAGCGCACAUUGCCGGACAGGAAAAUGCCGUCAUAUACGCAUCUGGUAGACUUUCUGAAAACACGGACGAACGGCGACAGGACAAGUUCAGCAUCAACCGUGAUAAAAAGAGAGUCCGAUCAACACAAACGUCAGCGACCGAACGCACCGCGAAGUUACGCAUUCACAACUACACAUAAUACGUUGGUGUGUCCGAAUUGUCAAGGACAACACGAAUUAUGGAAUUGUGAUGUCUUCAAAGCAAAGUCGCCUAAAAAACGCCUUGAAAUCGCCAAGAGGGCGUCUCUAUGUACCAAUUGUUUAGAUCAACCCGUAGAUCGCUCAAUAAUACAUAUACCGAGGAAUCUCCAACUAGCCGAUCCAAGAUUCCAUAGGCCUGCGCCGAUCGAAAUAUUGUUGAGCGCCGGACCAACGCUAGCAUCACUCUGUGUCGGCCAACUUGACAUCAGUCAAGCAAACGGGCCCGACUUGCGUCUGCAAAAAACGCGAUUCGGAUGGGUCAUCGGGGGGAGCCCAACCUCGCAAUCAUCAGCACUCGCAUUUCACGCCUUCACGACGGCUUUACAGGCGGACCCCGCCCGUGUUUGGGAAAUCGACGAAGGACCGCCCACUGCACACAUUUCGGAAGCGGAACGACAGUGCGAAGAACACUUUCGAAAUCACGUUCAACGCACCAACGAAGGGCGAUACAUGGUCGCUCUCCCAUUCAACGAAACAAUUCCUUCGCUUGGAUCCUCUAAGACAAUGGCGAUGAAGCGACUCAUUUCCCUCUGUCGUCGAUUCCAACGAGACAAACGAUUCGAAGCCGACUAUCGCGCCGUGAUACAAGAAUAUGUGGAAUUAGGACACAUGACGAAGAUUACCACGGACAACUGCACGGACGACGGAUCUGCACCAACCACCACCGGAGUUUCAUUAAACGACAUACUUCAUACGGGACCGAAACUACAAGAUGACUUAUUCUUCAUCCUUCUAAGAUUUCGUUCUCAUCAAUACGUCAUUACAUUCGAUGUCGAAAAGAUGUAUCGACAAUUUCUUGUGCGUCCAGAGGAUCGAAAAUUUCAACAAAUUUUGUGGCGUAAUUCUGAUGGAGAAGUUGACACCUAUCAACUUAAUACAGUGACAUUCGGGCUGUCAGCGGCCCCUUAUCUAGCCAUUCGGUGCCUCAAUCAACUGGCGGACGACGAGGGACAUCGGUACCCACGAGCGGCGACGGUCUUACAGCGAGACUUCUACGUCGACGAUGUUCUCACAGGAGUUGAUAGAAAGGUCGAGGCACGAUCAUUGAGAACGGAGCUCACGGAACUGGCCGGCUUAAACAUUCGAAAAUGGGCAUCGAACGACCAGGAACUGCUACGAGGACUUUUCGAGCAGGACAUAAACGACAAGCUGCUACUAGGCGAAUCGCAAACCUUCAAAACUCUGGGUGUGGUUUGGAAUUCCUUUGACGAUUCGAUCCUAUAUUCCGUAAAAAUUAAUUCUACCGCCUCUCGAAUCACGAAGAGAACAAUCAGCUCCGAAAUCGCCAAGAUCUACGACCCCCCUGGAUUAUUGGCACCAGUGAUCGUUCGUGCUAAGAUGCUGCUCCAACGACUCUGGACUUUAAAAAUUGAUUGGGACGAAUCUCUACCGGCUGACGUGCACACGGAAUGGAGCAAAUAUUAUGCACAGCUGCCAUUAUUGAAUAACGUGAAGUUUCCACGUAAAACGAUAAUCAAGGCUGCAGCGGAAAUUAAAUUACACGGGUUCUGUGACGCUAGCGAAAGGGCUUAUGGGGCAUGCGUUUACCUUCGCACCAUCACUCCGGAUGGUCAUGUCUGGACACGACUCCUCACUGCAAAAUCAAAGGUGGCUCCACUGAAAUCACAAACCAUUCCAAGGCUGGAACUGAGUGGAGCACUUCUUCUCGCAUCAUUGGCCACCACAGUCCUUCAAGCUUUACCAAGCAACAUUUCUCGGACUGUUUACUGGACGGAUUCUACAAUCGUACUUCAUUGGAUCAAUACAUCACCCCAUACGCUGAAAACCUUUGUCGCUGAUCGUGUGACAGAAAUUCAGCAGAAGACUCACACCUCAGAUUGGCGUCACAUUCCCACUGCCGAUAACCCUGCAGAUCUCAUAUCUCGAGGCCAAUCACCCGAAGAUUUCCUGCGACCAACCAUUUGGCAACAUGGUCCGGAAUGGCUCCAACAACCAGAAAGAUACUGGCCGACGUGGAACCCAGUACCAUUAACUGAAAUACCAGAGGAGAAGAAAGCAACAUGUCUGGCCGUGACUCCUGCUGACCACAGUCUACUGGAGAGAUUUUCUUCUUGGCCCAAGCUGAUUAGAAUUACCGCUCGUUGCCUCCGAUGGAGACAAAAACAGGAUCGAGGGAGACCUCUAACCACACAUGAUUUAACCAAUGCGCAUAACAAAUUGGUCAAACUGUUACAAUUCUGUUAUUUUUCAGAUGAAAUCCGCACUCUCCGAACAGAUCGAAAUUCUGCAGUGAAGGGGAAGCUGCAACGACUCAAUCCAUUUCUGGACAAAGACGGGAUGUUGCGAGUCGGAGGCCGACUCAGUCACUCACCAAUGCCGUUCAGUCAGAAACACCCAAUCAUUGUACCCAAAUCCUCAGUCACAGCACUCAUAAUCGAGCAUGAACACCUCAUCAAUCUCCACUCCGGAACUCAAGCUACCUUAUACGCCUUAAGAAGAUCUUAUUGGCCUAUCGACGGCCGUAGUCACGUUUGGAGCACGCUGAAGAUGUUCGUCCGUUGCUGCCGAGCUAAUCCACCUCCAGUGGAUUACGUAUUGGGCGACCUCCCAGCCUCACGGAUAACGGAAUCUCGACCGUUUACCAACGUCGGAAUAGAUUAUUGCGGACCGUUUUACAUCAAAGAACGAAAGGAUCGCAACCGACGCAAAAUUAAGGUAUAUGUAGCAAUCUUUAUAUGUCUUGAAGUCAAAGCAGUCCACAUCGAGCUGGUCAGCGACCUCACUAGCGAGGCCUUCAUUGCUGCUCUGCGAAGAUUCAUCGCUCACCGAGAAUUCUGUGUGACAAUUUACUCCGACAACGGUACCAUCUUCGUUGGCGCCAACAAUGAAUUACGAGAGCUCCGAAAUCUCCUGCAAUCCGACGAUCAUAAGGUAAAGGUUCAAUCCUUUUUAGUCGACCGACGGAUCGAAUGGCUCUUCAUUCCUCCCAACUCACCUCACUUCGGAGGGCUAUGGGAAGCUGCAGUGAAAUCCUUCAAACGACAUUUCAGGCGUGUCGCAGGGUGGGGAUACAUGGGAGGCAGACGUAGAGAGGACGGAGCUGCGUGCGUAAUCGAAAUCUCCGGAAAACUGGAGAGCCUGGGCAAGGGAGGUAACCAGAGUGGAGGACUAGUGCCUGUGAGCGCAAAACGGGUGUGGAUACGGGACGUCCGGCUUGGACAAGGAGGAGUUAAAGGAGGACGGAAUGGUUGUCGGUUGCUCACCUGGACAUCAACGCCCGGGGCGUUCGUCCACGGAGCCCUGCUGGAACGCGGCAACGGAUACGCCGCGGUCGAGUGGGCAGGGAUGAUGGUGGUGGGGGUGUACGUGUCACCUAACAGCGGACGGGCAGCGUUCGAAGAAUUCCUAGACGGAGUUGGCGACUGCGUCAGGCGACGACUCCCACGACAAGUGCUCGUCCUGGGAGACUUCAACGCGCACUCCACGGAAUGGGGGAACGCCACGGCCAACGCGCGGCCGCACGCUAUCGAACUGGGCCGCGGGACUUGGACUUCUGUUAGUGAACAGGGGCUCGACCAGUACCUGCGUGACGUGCAGAGGGAGCUCCAUUGUUGA
Molecule: messenger RNA, 4008 nt
Organism: Bombus huntii
Lineage: Eukaryota; Metazoa; Arthropoda; Insecta; Hymenoptera; Apidae
Exons: 3
Coding region: 1-4008 (1335 amino acids)
Biological process (GO): DNA integration
Molecular function (GO): nucleic acid binding; catalytic activity
Source: RefSeq, a predicted model, not a curated record